Zingiber officinale is the source of this 1399-nucleotide messenger RNA. RefSeq names its product probable magnesium transporter NIPA9. The transcript is spliced from 9 exons. Lineage: Eukaryota; Viridiplantae; Streptophyta; Magnoliopsida; Zingiberales; Zingiberaceae. Gene Ontology annotation, biological process: magnesium ion transport. Gene Ontology annotation, molecular function: magnesium ion transmembrane transporter activity. The record is from RefSeq and is a predicted model, not a curated record. Bases 38 to 1144 code for a protein of 368 amino acids. Gene Ontology annotation, cellular component: membrane.
CCUAAACUUCUGGAAAUGUACAUAUGCACCUACCUUUAUGGGAGACGAAUCGGAACUACUAGCGGAUGAUUGCCGAGGAGAAAGGGGAAAGCUCGAGAGAGGGACGAUGUGGGAAUCCAUAUGCUUGACGCUCAUGGCGGCGGCGGGAAACAACAUCGGCAAGGUUCUCCAAAAGAAGGGCACUGUCAUCCUCCCUCCACUCUCCUUCAAGCUCAAGGUGAUCAGAGCAUACAUUUUGAAUAAACUGUGGGUAAUAGGAUUUCUCAUGGAUAUAUUUGGGGCCAUCUUGAUGUUGAGAGCUUUGUCUCAAGCUCCGGUCUCUGUAAUACAACCUGUAUCUGGUUGUGGGCUUGCUAUACUGUGUGUCUUCUCUCAUUUUUAUCUCAAGGAAGUUAUGAAUGUUCUUGAUUGGGUAGCAAUUACGCUAGCUGGUGCUGGCACGAUAGGAGUUGGCUUUGGAGGACAGGAGCAAAGUAUUGCUGCAGUCUCUCUUUACCGCUUACCUCUGCUUGGUUUCUCAGUUGCUUUGUUGUUUGCACUUUUGAAUGCAUUGCUUCGCAUCUACAAGAGUCAAAGGCAAGAGCAGGAGCUGAUGCAUUCUGAAGUAAUUGAAGAAAUUAUAUUUGGUUUGGAGUCGGGCAUUCUAUUUGGAAUGGCAUCUGUCAUAUCAAAAAUGGGCUUUGUACUUACGGAGCAGGGCUUCUCAAAGUUGAUGGUGCCUAUGUGCAUUUCCAUUAGUUUCUGCUUCAGUGCCACUGGUUUUGUUUACCAGACCCGAGGUCUAAAGCAUGGAAGAGCUAUCGUGGUAUCCACAUGUGCAGCUGUAGCAGCGAUUGUUACUGGCGUUCUGUCUGGUAUGAUUGCUCUGGGCGAACAUAUGCCUUCUUCUCCAGUCGCUCGGAUGUCUCUCUUGCUAGGAUGGUUCUUCAUCAUUCUCGGAGUAAUACUGCUUGUGAGUUCGUCUCGAUUGAUCUCGCUUCUACCUCGGCGUUGGCAGCACCAUCUCAAAAGUAACCUGGAGAGGAAUCACAGUCUGAGACGGUUUGGUUCAGUCCGGAUUAAAGAUCCUACUAGCCCGAGCGCAAUUAUCCAUACAUCAACUCUUCAUCAUCUGAUAACAUCUCCAGCCAAAACAAAGCCCUGAUGUAUCUCGAAGAAACUCGACAACUUUUUGACAGGAUAUUUCUUUCUGCCAUAAAUACUCAAAUAAAGAAUCAUUUAUUUCGAACCUCUACUAGUUGUAACAAUUAAGACGUACAAUUAGAAGAUCUUAAACUUGAAUUGGUCUCACAGACACAGUAGAAGUUGAAGCAUUCAUUUUGUACUUUUAUAGUUGACUUAAAAUUACGUUUAAAUGCAAAUUUUUCAGUUUAAAAAAUAAUUAAUUAUUCAUCAUCAA